CCAAUCAGUGGAAACCAAGAGAGCUGCAAAGCAGGAAGAAGUGUUCUGUUAUGUUAGACAUCCAGUCACUCCAGUCUAUAUACAUUACAUUUUUGCAUAACUAUAUUAGAAUUCAAAGUCCAAUUAAGGAAAUUAGGUAAAGGCACUGGCCUAGCCACACGACAGAAAUAAUGCAAAUAGAAGAAAUGAACAUCAAUACCUUGUCUGCUGCAAACUAAGUGUUCCCAAAAUGUAUUCCAUGGUCCACUUUACAAUGCUCAAACGUUUCGUGACCACAUGGCCCUUCCUCAGUGACAAAAAAACCCAGAGAGACUGUGCAAAUUUAUAGGCAAAUAAAUUGCCACCCCCUAGUGGUGGUCAACAAGUGCAUGUAGAUAAAAAAGAUAUUUAAUUUUUUUUGUCUAUUUUGGAUUGAAUCCAUAAUCAUGUUAGCAACAUCACAUAAUAUUAUACGACAGAUUCGCAAUCAUACGAACUGUCAGCGGGCCCGAGGGGGUGCGGGCCCUGGUGCACCUCCUGCAACCCUGGUAGUUCCGUCACUGAACUGAAAUAACUGACUUUUUUUUAACCGUAUCCACCUCUCUGUACCUCUUUGCUAAACAUCCCUUGUAAACACUGUCAGUUCUUCCUAUGUCCACUGAUGAUACAGUAGUAAAUGGGAGGCAUUCAUUCAGUGAAAACUGACUGCUUGAGAAAGGCAAAAAUAUGAAGACAGUGCAAAUAAAAAUAUCAGAAGAGCAUGAGGAACAAGAAGGUACCUUGUACUCUUGGCCAAGUAAGUAUUUAACACAUUCAUAAGCAAGGAGCAGAGCCAGCUGUGUCAGAGCUGACGUGAAGCAGCUCUAUUUGAGUUGGUCUCAUUAGCCAGGUCCAGCUUCCCCAUUACUUUCUUUAGGAACCCUGUAAAAGAAGCAUGGCGCAGGCUGGACUUCUCAUUUGUCUCUUCAUUACCAUACUACUUUUGGAUCUGACAUGCACACAAUCUGCCAAAUUAAAGACAAGGAAGGACCGCAGAACUAAAGAGAAAGAUGGUGAUCUGAAGACACAAAUUGACAAGCUGUGGCGAGAGGUUAAUUCUCUGAAGGAAAUGCAGGCAUUGCAGACAGUCUGUCUGCGUGGUACCAAGAUUCAUAAAAAGUGUUACCUGUCAUUUGAAGAAACAAAGCACUUUCAUGAAGCUAAUGAGGACUGCAUAGCCAAAGGAGGAACACUGGCCAUUCCCAGAGAUGCUGAAGAGAACAAUGCUCUCCGGGACUAUGGAAAGAAGAGUCUUCAUGGUUCUGGAGAGUUUUGGCUGGGUAUUAAUGAUAUGGUAAAUGAGGGAAAGUUUGUGGAUGUUAAUGGUGUUGCCAUUACCUAUUUCAAUUGGGAGCGCCCGCCUAAUGGGGGAAAGCGUAAAAACUGUGCUCUCCUAAAUCAGGCUUCCCAAGGUAAAUGGGUUGAUGAAGUGUGUCGGAGUUUAAAGAAAUAUAUCUGUGAAUUUAUUAUCCCUUGAAUGCUACAUUUUGAGAAGCAAGGAUUCACAGACCAUGAAUGAUCUGUGAGAACAUAAAACAUAUUUAGCCCAUAUUUACCAACAUGAUACCCUUACUUGGUGAUACACAAGGAAACCAUCUACAAUCAACUGGUGAAUUUUCCAGUUGGGCUAAAUGUCCAUAAAAAAUAAUAAAUUUGGAAGUAGAGAAAAAACAGCCAUAGUCUAGUGACCAUGAUAACAGAAUAGAAUAGAAAUGUUCGCUUGAGUGUAACGAAUAUGUUGGUAUUUGAAAAAGUAGAUCAGUGUCUAUUGAAGGGAAAUCAUGUUUAAUUUAGGAAUAAUUAAUUAAAAACAAUAUUUAUUUAAUUUAAAAUGUUUUAUCUCAAGUGGCCGAACUGUAGAAUUUGAAAGUAAAAUACAUUUUUAUUUUUGUUAUUGUUUAAAGCUAUAUAAAAAUAUGUUCCCUGUUUGGUAAAUUAAGCAUUCUAUAAA
This is a messenger RNA of Xenopus laevis (African clawed frog), 1969 nucleotides long. It is a transcript of the gene clec3a.S, whose product is annotated as C-type lectin domain family 3 member A S homeolog. Gene Ontology annotation, molecular function: carbohydrate binding. The record is from RefSeq and is a predicted model, not a curated record. The coding region runs from base 914 to 1495 and encodes 193 amino acids. Lineage: Eukaryota; Metazoa; Chordata; Amphibia; Anura; Pipidae. The transcript has 3 exons. Gene Ontology annotation, biological process: animal gross anatomical part developmental process; ossification.